GAUCUGGAAAACAGAGAUCGAGUCGUUGUGUGUGAAUGUUUUGGAUUGGUGGAAGUGGAGCGAGAGUGAGUGUGAAGAGAUGAAGUUUUACAUAUCGACAACAGGGAUUGAGAAGGUUACCAUAUCGAAUCCCGGUAAAGGAAGCGCGGGAGGGGCAAGGAGAUUCUCUGGACGGACGUUGAUACUGUUGCUGCUGGUGCUAGCCAUCCUACUCCCUUUUGUUUUCGUUUGGUUCGCGUUUCUCGUCCUCGAAUCCGCCUCCGCUUGCGAUUCUCCACUUGAUUGCAUGGGACUACGACUUUUUCGUGGGGGCGAUACAUCUCUGAAAAUUAGCGAAGAGUUGACACGAGCGCUAGUGGAAGAGACAGGUCAGGACGGUAAUGGAAUAGGAAAGAAGGGCUCAUUGGAGUCAUUUGAUGAACUUGUCAAGGAGAUGACGUUAAAACGCCGUGAUAUAAGAGCGUUUGCUUCCGUGACUAAGAAGAUGCUGUUGCAGAUGGAACGUAAAGUCCAAUCAGCGAAACAUCACGAGUUAGUGUACUGGCAUUUAGCUUCCCACGGUAUUCCCAAAUGCCUCCAUUGCCUUUCCCUCAGGUUAACAGAAGAGUACUCUGUCAACGCGAUGGCUCGAACGCGUUUGCCUCCACCUGAGUUCGUUUCUCGUCUGACUGACCCAUCUUUUCACCAUGUUGUCAUCUUGACCGACAAUGUUCUGGCUGCCUCUGUCGUCAUAUCUUCCACUGUAAAAAACGCUGUGAGUCCAGACAAGUUUGUCUUUCACAUCGUUACAGAUAAGAAAACCUAUACACCUAUGCACGCUUGGUUUGCUAUCAACUCUGCCUCAUCGCCAGUUGUGGAAGUAAAGGGUCUUCAUCAAUAUGAUUGGCCUCAAGAAGUGAAUGUCAGAGUUAAAGAGAUGCUGGAGAUUCACCGCAUGAUUUGGAGACGGCAUUAUCAGAAUCUGAAGGAAUCUGAUUAUAGUUUCGUGGACGGUACUCGUGAGCAGUCCUUGCAAGCUCUAAACCCUAGCUGCCUUUCCCUUUUGAAUCAUCUUCGCAUCUACAUUCCCAUGCUUUUUCCAGAGCUCAACAAGGUAGUGUUGUUGGAUGAUGAUGUAGUAGUACAGCGUGAUCUUUCGUCUUUAUGGGAAACGGAUCUCAACGGUAAAGUCGUUGGUGCAGUUGUUGAUUCAUGGUGCGGAAACAACUGUUGUCCGGGAAGAAAGCACAAAGACUAUUUCAACUUCUCACAUCCUGUUAUCUCAUCAAACUUACUUAAAGAUGACUGCGCUUGGCUUUCUGGUAUGAAUGUCUUUGAUCUCAAAGCUUGGAGACAAACCAAUAUCACAGAAGCUUACUCCACAUGGUUAAGACUCAGUGUUAGCUCUGGACUACAGUUAUGGCAACCAGGAGCUUUACCACCAACUCUACUUGCAUUCAAAGGACUCACACAGUCUCUUGACCCCUCAUGGCACGUAGCUGGAUUAGGAUCUCGAUUCGUUAAAUCCCCUGAAGAGAUACUGAAAUCUGCUGCGGUUUUACAUUUCAGCGGUCCAGCGAAACCGUGGUUAGAGAUUAGUAACCCUGAGGUACGAUCUCACUGGUAUAUAUAUGUAAACUCCUCCAACAUCUUCGUUAGAAAAUGUAAAAUCAUGAACUGAUGAAAGAAAACGAGUGAUAAAAAGCCAAUACUAGCUAGGAGCUGUAUGAGAGAACAGAGGGAAGUAGGUUUAGCCUUCAGCCUCUGCUCAUAGUUCUCUCAUGUCCAUAUACUAAAGAGUAAUAUAGAGUAAAGGACAUUAAACUAGACUUUAUGAAUUUAUAGUUUUUUUUUGUUUUGUUUUGAUUUUCUCUAAUAGUAUAGUAUAAUGCAUUUUGUUUAGUUAUAGCUAACACAUCACAAGAUAGAUGUUUGUAAGUUUGUAUUUUUCAACCGUUAAUUUAUUUAUGUUAUUAUUAUUGGAACCUAAA
Raphanus sativus (radish) is the source of this 1970-nucleotide messenger RNA. Its product is annotated as probable galacturonosyltransferase 15. The record is from RefSeq and is a predicted model, not a curated record. Bases 80 to 1660 code for a protein of 526 amino acids. Lineage: Eukaryota; Viridiplantae; Streptophyta; Magnoliopsida; Brassicales; Brassicaceae. Gene Ontology annotation, molecular function: polygalacturonate 4-alpha-galacturonosyltransferase activity. The transcript is spliced from 6 exons.